AUGAGCGACCCCUGGGAUUGCCUUUACCAUGGAAUGCUGCCGUUCCACGAGCACUUUCGUCACACCACCUCACAAAUCUCUGCACUCCUCACCACGCUCUCCCCCUCAUUUCCUUCCAAAAACAAGCUUGAAACCCUCGACAACCUACUAUCGAUUUGCGCAUCGCUCUGUAGAUCGCUCGAAGCUCACCACUCUAUCGAAGAGCGCCUCAUCUUCCCCAUCCUCGCCAAAAAGUUACCCCAAUUCGCUCACUCGAGUCAACACACCAAAGAGCACCAACAGAUGCACCAUGCUCUGCAAGACUUGCAAAAAUACAUAGCCCAAGUCAGUACCAAUCUGCGUUCGGUCAAGGGCAGAGAGUUGGACGAGGUCUUUGACCAUGCAAAGAUGGUCAAGCUGGUAGACGAGUUGAAGCGCGUCUUGCUACCACAUUUGAAGGCAGAGGAGGCAAGUUUAAGGGCUCCCGUAGUCAAGGCGGCUGGAUUCGAGCUGGGUGAGAUAAAAAAUUUGAUUCGCUGA
Molecule: messenger RNA, 519 nt
Organism: Mycosarcoma maydis (corn smut)
Lineage: Eukaryota; Fungi; Basidiomycota; Ustilaginomycetes; Ustilaginales
Exons: 1
Coding region: 1-519 (172 amino acids)
Source: RefSeq, a predicted model, not a curated record